Messenger RNA from Danio aesculapii, 2270 nucleotides. RefSeq names its product MLLT3 super elongation complex subunit (gene mllt3). The record is from RefSeq and is a predicted model, not a curated record. Gene Ontology annotation, biological process: regulation of DNA-templated transcription. Gene Ontology annotation, cellular component: super elongation complex. Lineage: Eukaryota; Metazoa; Chordata; Actinopteri; Cypriniformes; Danionidae.
GAGAGCUCAAUUAAAAGACCAUGUCCGCCAUCGAGCGUCUACAGUCCUCGGUGUCCUUAUAUAAACCAAAUUCUCCAUGAAAUAGCAUUAUCCCGUGGCCUCGACAAUGGCCAGUUCGGGUGCCGUUCAGGUGAAACUGGAACUCGGUCAUCGUGCCCAGGUCCGAAAGAAACCCACCGUUGAAGGUUUUACGCACGACUGGAUGGUGUUUGUCCGCGGACCGGAGCACAGCAACAUUCAGCAUUUUGUGGAGAAAGUCGUCUUUCAUCUACACGAAAGUUUCCCGAGACCAAAAAGAGUGUGCAAAGAUCCUCCAUAUAAAGUUGAAGAGUCUGGAUACGCUGGCUUUAUCUUGCCUAUUGAAGUUUACUUUAAAAAUAAGGAAGAACCAAAAAAAGUGCGCUUCGACUACGAUCUGUUCCUACAUCUGGAAGGUCACCCACCUGUCAAUCACCUGCGCUGUGAAAAACUCACCUUCAACAACCCCACGGAAGAGUUUCGCAGGAAGCUGCUUAAGGCCGGAGGGCAAAGGGAUCCUCACAAAAGAUCUUCAGAGGACUCAAAGGUAAUGGUAAUGCAGGAAGGCUCCACUUCUUUGUUCGGGUCGCAUCUGAAGCUGCCCACGUUACCCAGCAGCUCAUUAACAUUGACCUUCUCUGAUGCCAAAAAGAGCAAGUCUUUCCCGGGGUCAAAGGACGGCUCCAAAAGCAGCGGUGCUCUUACAACCACCAACAACAUCAGCAGCAGCUCCCUCAAACUCCACAAACCACCCAAGGACCACAAGGACAAGCCUUCUAAAGACUCAAAAGAGUCCAAAAGUGCCUUCAGAGAUUUCAGCAAGGACUCUGGAAAACUCUCUAAAGAUUCCAAAAAACCCAAAGAGAAUCAACCAAUUCAGGAAGAUCGGCCUGUUCCCCAAAUGGGGUUCAAGGAGCCCAAGAGCACGUCGAAGGAGCAGCGCUCAUCCGAGCUCAGCUUCUCAAGUCUGGGACAAAGUAAACGGCGGCCUGUGCUGGACAAUGAAGGCCAUGUUACCAAAAAACGGAAAAGCAGUUUUUCGGAGAGCUCACAAAAGCAGCAAGCGUGUCCUGCCCUGCUGCAGCAGCACCAUCAUUCGGAUAAAAAGGUUUUGAAAGACAAGCCGCAGAUCCGGCAUAAUCGAUUACAAAGCAGUGAACUUUCAGAGAAGAGAAAGCUGCAAGCAUUACCGCCCUUCCAGGAUGUGUUGGACCCCAAUGACUCUGAUAUGGAAGACAACACAUUUACGAGAUCAGACUCAGAUCAGCCGAGUCCUGCCAGCUCCAGCUCCAGUUCCAGCUCCGGCUUUGGACGUGGACACAAACGCCAAGUGUUGGGCCCUUUGCGCUCCGUGAUCCCAGAUUUGCACUCUGAUGAAAAUGAAGAGGAUUCAGAAGAGGACGAAGAUAAUGACAUGGACUCUGACUUGGAGCGACCAGUGCACACACAAAUGACACAUCGACACCGCAGGGUGAGUUUAAGUGACGGCAGUGAGAGUGAAAACAGCUCUGGCUCUUCACCGCUGCCCCAUAAUGAUCCUCCACCGCUGCUGAAAAACAGCAGUAACCAGAUUGAUGUGAAGGGUCCUAUGAAACAAACAAAGAUGGACAAUAAAAACAUUGACUGUGACAAGGCAUACUUGGAUGAGCUGGUGGAGCUUCACAGAAGACUAAUGGCACUGAGGGAAAGGCACAUAUUACAGCAGAUUGUAAACCUCAUUGAAGAAACGGGACACUUUCACAUCACAAACACAACCUUUGACUUUGACCUCUGCUCUCUGGACAAAACCACAGUUCGGAAGCUGCAAAGCUACCUGGAGACUUCUGGAUCGUCUUGAAAACUCGUGCAGCUGGCUGCCGCCAGGAGGAAAAUCACCUCCUUUUUGCCCUCCUUUAGUUUUUUGUUCCUCCUAAAGAGAAACUCGUAAGGCAAUGGAAAGGAUCCGCUUUCAUUCCAGAGCUCCUCUCGUCUCUCGACUCGCCUCAGAAGUUGACAACAUUUAUUCCACGAGUCUGGAGAGUUUCACCCAAAAAGCCUUGAUAAUCCGACAUUGCCAAAAAAAUGCUCCAAAACAACAUACAUUUGUGUGUAUAUUGUUACUUGCGUAUGAAUGUUUGAUGGGUUCUUUUGCGAUGAAUGAAUGCAUGUUUCAACACUGCCUUACCACACUGUCUAUUUAUUGAGUAUGAGUUUCAAGUGUGUGUGUGUGUGUAAGUGCAAAUGAUAAUUAAACUUGUGCAAGCACUUGGGAA